Molecule: messenger RNA, 3470 nt
Organism: Linum trigynum
Lineage: Eukaryota; Viridiplantae; Streptophyta; Magnoliopsida; Malpighiales; Linaceae
Source: the annotation of a GenBank genome assembly
ACUAGUUCAAAUAGUUAGGGCGACAUAAUAGAAAUUCAACGAGAGGUCGAGAGAAAUUUGAAAAAGGGAGUUGCUAAUUGUCACCCUAGCUUAAUGAUAAUUGCGUAAUUUACAAAUUGUUAUUACCCUUUUAUCCUUUUUAUUUUUUAUUGUUAAAUAUAUUUUAUUCUAAUAAACAAAACCUCGUCCAAACAAUUUGACAUUAAUUACGAUUUCGAUUUCAAACACCGCCGACCUUGACCCGCCGACAGUCCAUGUCAAUUGAAUGGGAUCUAAACCUGCUUAAUUAUCAGGACAAAUACCCCCUCUUUAUUUUGAGCACAUAGAUUAUAUAUAUAGUUAUCCCAAACAAAAGCCGACUGGGGGAGCAGUGACGACGCGUCAGGACAGAGAAGGAACGGCCGGAGGAGGAGUCUGACAGUCAUCUGGAACAAAGUCGCCGACAGGGGAGUAGGGAAGACGUCGAUCAGGACAGAGAAGUACUUGCUGGGAGUCCGGCAGCGUUAGGACAAAGGAUGGUCAAUUGGAGCCCUCUUAGUCGGCGGCAGAAGGACUUAUGGACUACAGUUUUUCUGCGAUAGAAAUGGUUUGGAGUGAAGUGCAUUUUUCUUGGCGGCGAAGGUGGUUUGGAUGGCGGCUCUCGUUAGAAGAAGAGGAAUGAGAUUAGAUGCUAACCCCUUAAGGGUCUAGCACCAUACUAACUGACCUAAUAGCUUUUAAAUCAAAAUAAUAAUCUUAGAGUUAGAAUUAAUUAGAGGAUAUUAUAUUAAUAUUAUUCCAAAUCCUAAUAUAUAAACCCUCCUAUCACUUCCCCACUAACGACCGCCUCUCCUCUUUCCCCUCAUCUUUCUACACAAACCAUCUCUCCUCUUUCCCCUCUGUCUACACGAAUAUGAUCCAUCAUGGAGGUAAGCGGCGACGCUGGAGGAAUGGUAUGCCGGAGGUGAACGGCUAUUUGCCGCCAAUCAAAUUGCUAUUUGCCGCCAACUAAAAAAAAAAAAAAAGAAUUCAAAAUUUGAAUUUUCUAUUCCUUCCCAGUGCCUCCGUCGCCGGUAAAAAAAAAAAAUUUAAAUUUUGAAUUUUCCCUUCCUUCCCAGUGCCUCCGUCGCCGGCACCGUUCUUCCGUCGUCGGCUAACCUCCCGUCGCCCUCAAUCGUCGGAAAACAAGUAAGUUUACUUUUUCCGGCCAGUUUUCCAGUUUUCCGGUAAGUUUUCCAGUUUUCCGGCGAAAAACACGGCGGGCCGAAAAAAAAUUGCGGCCCGAACGUCGCCGAGCCGAAAAAAAUUUGUUGCCGGGACGACGGCCGGCCGAAAAAUUCUUUAGGCCCGGCGACGCCACGGCCGCAAAUUUUUUUCGGCUGGUCGCCGAACACGCCGGCCAAAAAUUUUCCGGCGGCGUGUUCGUCGGCCGGCCGAAAAAAAUUUGCGGCCGGAGCGACGUCGGGCCGAAAGAAUUUUUUUCGGCCGGUCGCCGAACACGCCGGCCAAAAAUUUUCCGGCGGCGUGUUCGUCGGCCGGCCGAAAAAAAUAUGCGGCCGUGGCGUCGCCGGGCCGAAAGAAUUUUUCGGCCGGCCGUCGUCCCGGCCACAAAUUUUUUUCGGCUCGGCGACGUUCGGGCCGCAAUUUUUUUUCGGCCCGCCGUGUUUUUCGCUGGAAAACUGGCCGGAAAAAGUAAACUUACUUGUUUUCCGACGAUUGAGGGCGACGGGAGGUUAGCCGACGACGGAAGAACGGUGCCGGCGACCGACGAUUGACUUGCCUCGCGCCCGAUCUUCGUCCAAUCGACCCCGAACUCGCUAGAAAUCCAUAAUCAAAUUCAUAAGUUCAUAAUGACACUAGGGUCAUUAAAAAUACAACUAGAAAAACAACAACAUAUAAAUAGAGCAUUGCAACACGACACACGAUUUACGUAGUUCACUAACACGAAGUAUUUAUAGUACUUCUCCAUGUGGGUCAGCGAGACCCCCGAUUACCAGUCGUAGCGGCUGAUAGUCCGAUUCAAGUCACAUCAACAAAGGGUUUAGGGUUCAGGGUUUAAGGUUCAGGGUUCACUUAGGGUUUAGGGUUUGAAACACAUGGUUCGUGUAGCACUUUGCCCACAUUGUCUGAUGGUUAGUGAUGAUUCAUGGAUGCGUGUACGCAUUAUAUGUCGAGGAUAGGCUUUCCCGAUGAUUUUCCGACGACUUUUCCGGAGAGCGUUGAAUUUUUCUGAUUCAAUACGUUCUCUGAAAGUUGGAUAUGUUGUAGAUUGUGAAACUCCUUAACCAAAGAUGUAUAUAUAUACAUUUUUUUUCAUCGAUGAUUUUCCGGCGACUUUUCCGACGACUUUUCCGGCGAGCGUUGAAUUUUUCUGAUUAAAUACGUUCUCUGAAAGUUGGAUAUGUUGUAGAUUGUGAAACUCCUUAACCAAAGAUGCAUAUAUAUACUUUUUUUUUUUGGUUGGCGGCAAAUAGCAAUUUGGUUGGCGGCAAAUAGCAAGCCCGGAGAUGUCGAUAGAGGAGGUAGGCAACAACGUGAAAAGAAUGGUAGUCGGAGAUGGUGAUCGAGGAGGCUGGCGACAACAACAUCACUGUCUCUUCCUCCAUUGUCUACACCUUCGUCAGUGUAAAGAAAGGUAGAUUUCAGAUAUGCCUUCUCCAAUGCUCGUCGAUGUCCCUGUACAACAGAUUUGGGGUCAUCGUCGAUCAAAUCCGAACGGCUAUGUCAGGAGCAACAUAAUGGAUCAGCGAGGCUGGUUGGCUAGAAGUGACGAACGAGUACAGAUCUAAUAGUGUUUUCUUCUUAGGGAUUGUAUAGUAGAUCUGAAUUGGGGUAGGAAAACUAGUGGUGCUUUUUUUCUUAAAUUUCUUCCUUAGUAGUGUUUCCCUCCAAUAAUUGUGCAGUAGUGGUUUUCUUUCGAGUUAACGUGAUUGAACAAUAAUAUUAGUAGUGAUUGUAUAGUAGCAUCUUGUAAUAGUGGUUUCCAUUAUCCAGUAGUGAUUUUACUAAAAGUCGGCGACGGCUACCACUUAAUAAUCGGUAAAACACUACUAAUUAAAUUAAAAUAACUAGUAGUACUUAUAUAAAAAACACUACUAUAAGCCACCAAAAUAACUGCUUAAAAAUCAAGUAAAACACUACUAACUAGAUUAAAAUAACUACUAUACUUGUAUUAAAACACUACUCUAAGACAUCAUAAUUGCUUGCUACUAUGUUCUGAUUGUAUUUUUCUAGUACUAUUUUCACGUAAAAAAAUCUCUAUAAGAGAGAAGAAAAUUAUUUUAAAAUUUAAUUUAUUGAUUAGAUUUAAUUUCACAAAGUAUCGUAUAUACCUUUCAUUAAUUCCCAUCAUCAGAGUUACUUAAAAUUAAUGAACGGUGAUUAGAAUGUUAGUACGGUGCUAACCCGGGAUGGGAUGGCCUGCUAACCCCCUAAAGGGUUAGUACGGUGCUAAUUAUAUUAUCUGCCGUUAAUAAAAUUUUAAAAAUCCU